AUGGAGGCGGAGGCCUUUCUCAUGGACCAUGCCGCACAAGCCUUGGCUGGCAUAAGUCCGCGGGAUCUCAAUCCACCGUCCGCUGGCAAACCAGGACCCGUCUUCGAUGACCGCGACUACGACCUUUGCCAUCCCACCUACUCACACAAUUUCGCCAAUAAGGAGGCCGAGAUCUACGGCAUCCCCGUACCGCGAAUACCCAUUCCCCGUAUCUUGCUCGAAGAACCCCAGGACGGCGGCCAACCCGGUCCAGGCCAUCAACCAGGUCCAGGUCAGCAAUCAGGUCCAGGCCGUCAACGUUCGCUGAGUCCGCGAAACCUGCCAGCGAACCGAGAUCCGGAUCGGGAGACGGGCCGGGAUGCCGAAUCGGAGAAGCCGAAUAUGUUGCGAGCCGAGAGUCUUCGGGGAGGAAACGGCCUUGCCGGAACCGGAGGCAAUGCCGGAGUCGGACCCGUCCAGAACGGUCUCCCCGAAGUUUGUGGGGAUGCCCCUGAAAGAGGUAGUACUCCUCGAGGAGGUAAUACUCCUCGAGGAGGUAAUACUCCUCGAGGGGGUAAUACUCCUCGAGGGGGUAAUACUCCUCGAGGGGGUAAUACUCCUCGAGGAGGUAACACCCCCCGGUCGUUGUCACCUCGUGGUAGCUCCCAUGGGAGCACUCCAGCACCUCCAGAAUACAAACAGAUCACAGCCGCUCUCAAGGUUAUGCAGAACAUACCUACCGACUUUAAUGAGGCUAUGCCCGCCGCAGCUGCACUUGAACAGGAGGACUUCAGUCGCAGACGCUACAGCGACUAUCGGCACAGCUUUGAACUGCCCACCAUUAGUGCGCUACUUAAGACUAAAAACGUUACUGACUUCCUGCCCCAGUGA
This is a messenger RNA of Gregarina niphandrodes, 870 nucleotides long. RefSeq lists its product as hypothetical. The transcript has a single exon. The record is from RefSeq and is a predicted model, not a curated record. Lineage: Eukaryota; Apicomplexa; Conoidasida; Eugregarinorida; Gregarinidae. Bases 1 to 870 code for a protein of 289 amino acids.